UGUAAGUGACUCGAACUUAUCGUCUCAUUUCCAUCUUCCUAAUAUAUUAUGCAUUCGGAAUUUUGAAUGUGUUGCGAUAAAAUAUUCUUGACCGAAUAAUCGUCUUGGAUACAUUUGAGACAUAAAGUUUUUUUUAACAAAUCAAAUAGAUCAUUUGAAAGUAAAGCACUAUUUCGUGUACAUCGACUGAUCAAAGAUCGAAUUGUGUAAAACGAAAAGAAAAAUACAAAGCAAGAAUGCAGACAAGACGAUGGAAUAAACGUCACUUAUCCACAUUGGGUAUUGGACUAUUAUUAUUUUAUAUGAUUUUUUCGGCAAGCCGUAACACAUACAAAUCCGAUAUCAUCAUCCCGAAUACAAAGUCAGAAUUGGUUUGGGAAUAUGUGGCCGAUUUUCAUAAAAUGCAUCAACUAAAUCCAACAAUAUUAAAUUUCAUAGUCACAAAAGAAGAAGGACACUUUAACCAUUGGAAAUAUUCCAUCGAAUAUACAGAACGUCUUUCACAUUGGCCGUAUUGGAUCAAUGUGGCCGAAGCUGAUUUUGUAGUGAAAAAAUUGCUUCAAGACGAACGUGGUCAAUACUCAGUGACAUCCGAUCAUCGGACUUGCUUUCUCGGUGGCUUAUAUUGCCUGUAUUCAACCGGUGAAUUUCUGUUUGUGACAAGGGGAUCAGAUACCUACGUUGUCGAAACCGUGAACUAUCAAUGUCCUCCAUUCUUUGGACCCGUUUGUAGGCGCGAAGUUGAAUUCCAACGCAAAGCAAUUAUGCAGAAUUUAUCUGUUCAUUUCAACAAACUGAAUAAAAACUUAUAAAAGAAAUAAAAAUACCAUAUCGUGUUGGUUUUAUAUUAAAAGAAAAGAAAGUCAUAAAUAAAUGUUCGAUCUACUUUUCAUCUUGUA
Messenger RNA from Contarinia nasturtii (swede midge), 899 nucleotides. RefSeq lists its product as uncharacterized. NCBI's taxonomy places the organism in Eukaryota, Metazoa, Arthropoda, Insecta, Diptera, Cecidomyiidae. The transcript is spliced from 3 exons. Bases 237 to 812 code for a protein of 191 amino acids. The record is from RefSeq and is a predicted model, not a curated record.